Puccinia graminis f. sp. tritici CRL 75-36-700-3 is the source of this 1725-nucleotide messenger RNA. RefSeq lists its product as uncharacterized. Bases 1 to 1725 code for a protein of 574 amino acids. The record is from RefSeq and is a predicted model, not a curated record. NCBI's taxonomy places the organism in Eukaryota, Fungi, Basidiomycota, Pucciniomycetes, Pucciniales, Pucciniaceae. The transcript is spliced from 3 exons.
AUGGCAUCUGCCUCGGAUAUUCAAAGCAUAAUCUCGGCCGCACUUGAACAGCAAGCUCAACAGAUACAAGCUCAACUUGCGUCGAGGGAUGAAGCCAUCUCCAAGCUUAUGGAGAAGGUGGAGCUCAAAGAUGCGCAAGCAUCAACAGACACGGUUCCCAAGGUUGAUAAGGGGAAAACGGUUGUGAGGAAUUACCCUCCAGCCAACAAACCCCACGCCAGUACCAGUGUCAAGAAAGGGCCGAAGUCCGCCACACCGACCAAGUCCAAUCCCCCCUCCUCUCGUAGGACUCCUUCUGGUAGCCAACCCAAACGGAAUUUCCACUCCGAAAACGAGCUCACCCAAGGUCAACCCCCUACAAUGAUCUCGCGGGACAUGCCCGAGUCCUUUGGACCCACUCAAGAUGCAUUAUAUGUCCACCUGAAGCUCAUAUGGAACCUCCUCGAGCAGAAGACCAUCCCCGGCCCCCCUCACCCGGACACCAUCAAGGAAUUCACUUCUCGCUUUUCGAAUAUCGACGAGAUUGCUCAAAUAACAAACGACCCGGCUGCGGCUUCUCUUAUCCCGGUUAAAGACGUAGUAACCUUCAAGGAUCUCAAGCUCGGUCGGAAGAAGGUUGGAAAGGGCUUGGUAAACCUGGAGGAAUUUUUUGUCAGUUACACUCAGGCCAUUCUUGCUCGUCUCGGUAUACGUGUCUGGGCGCCGGACCUUGAAGACUUACCCGAUUCACUUUACAACGAGGCCUGUCGACAAGCUGCCCUCAAAUCCUUCCGUCAGGCUGCUGUGGGUGGGGCUUAUGCCUACAUGAACGUCAACCCGAAGUACGCAGUGGAUCUCGGGCUCCUGAUUCCUGCUUACAAUCACUACGUGCACUUUUUGCAAGCGCAACGGUACAACCGAGAGAAAACCCAGUCUGGGAAGUUCCGAAUGGACGAAGAGAGAAAAGUGAUUGCAAAGGCGAGAGAACGACUGCGAGACUCCCGAUUGAAAUUCGCCCUGCCCCAGAAUCUUCCAAAACGGUAUCAAAAGGUGAUAUCGGAUGUCAACUGCCACAGCGAUGACGAAUACUGCCCCAAGAAAAGAGUUUACAUCAUCAAGACACUCAAGUUCCGGUCAGCUAACGCCACCAAAUUUUUCCGCCGUCUUGAUGCCGCCAUCUUGACGUCUGAUGAGCUGGAUGGCAAGCGUGUUCAGAGACGCAGGCGGGUUGUUCCAUCUAUUCCCCACCCAUCCUUUUUUCCGAAGCCACCCAAAGGCCAGCCACUCGACUUCUACAACCAUGAAUGGUUCAAUGACCUCUUGCCCCAACAGCGGAUGGAAAUUGCCAACACUCGUGAGGUAGCUUUUCUACCUGAUGCCUCUCAAUCGCUCAUGGGGAAAAAGCUCGCUUCCGAAAAGUUAUCCGACAGGAAGUUCACCCAGGAGUUCUUUGAUCGUCUCACCCAACCUUAUGAUCUCACUCACGAGAUCGAAGAUAAUGCCGAUGACGAUGAGCCAACAGACGACGAAGAAGAUACUAGCUUCAAAGGCGAUGAAAUUGACUUGGCACACACGUCCAACGAGGAGGACGAAGAAGACGCCGACUUUGUCAAUGAUUCCAUGAACGAUGCUGGUUCUGGUCCAGACAAACAGGCGGGAGAUGACGCCAGCAAGGAUGACGAGGAAGAGCUCGCCCGCAAAGCUCGUUACAAUGCCAUGGUACUUGACGAGGACGAAGUCCUUUGA